GCGGAGCCAGGAAGCGGAAGUUGAUGUCGCGUGACACGCCGUGUUCCGCGUGUGGUGACAGCCGGUAGUGCCGGGGGGGGAACGGGAGGAACCGGAGGCACCGGGAACCGGGGGGGUGUCCAGGAAACGGCGCUGGGGACGCAACGGGGGCGGGGGCUGUGCCCGCAGGAUGCCCCUGCCCUCCUGGAAGUCGCUGUUCACCGGGCGGCUGCUGCUGCUCACCAACACCGUGAGCUGCGGGGGCCUCCUGGCAGCCGGGGACUGCCUGCAGCAGGAGUGGCACCGCCGCAAGCACCCUGAGAGCCAGCUCCAACUGGGGCGCACUGGGCGGAUGUUUGCCGUGGGCUGCAGCCUGGGGCCGCUGAUGCAUUUCUGGUACCUGUGGCUGGACUCGGCGCUGCCGGCGCGCGGCGUGCGCUCCCUCAGGACCGUGCUCAAGAAGGUCCUGGUGGAUCAGCUGGUGGCAUCGCCCGCCUUGGGAGCCUGGUACUUCCUGGCCAUCGGCACCCUGGAGGACCAAUCCCUCCAGGAGAGCUGGCACGAGCUGAAGGAGAAAUUCUGGGAAUUCUACAAGGCUGACUGGAGCGUGUGGCCGGCGGCGCAGAUCCUCAAUUUCCUCUUCGUUCCCCCCGCCUACCGCGUGGCUUAUGUCAACGUGGUCACCCUGGGCUGGGACACCUACCUGUCCUACCUCAAGCACCGGCCCCGCGGCGCCGAGCGGGACCCGCCGCGGCAGAGCCAGCGCAGCGCCGGGGCGUAGAGAGGAGCACGAAGCCCUUCCCGAGGCUCCCGCCUGCACCAGGAGCGUUUCUGGGCGUUGUGGAUGGCCCCAGGCGAGGGAGAGGAUGGCCACAGCCAGCCCCUCUCCACGUGCCUGCUGCUCAUUAACUCCUCUGCUAAUUACAGCCAUGGUUUGGGGUGGUUACAACCUCUCUCAGGGUGACCUGUAAAGUGAUUUCUUCUGGGUGAGGAGGAGCUGCUGCAGCCCUUGGGAAGGGUCCUGGCUGGGUUUGUUCCCUCUCCAGAGCCAACCAGCCCUGGCUGCUCCUCCAGCACCUUCCAGCCCGCCCGGAUCCCCACUGGGUAGAAAUUAGGAAGGAAUUCUUCCUAGUGAGAGCGGGGAGGCCGUGAAAUGGAAUUCCCAGAGCAGCUGUGGAUCCCUAGAGGUGUCCAAAGCCAGGCUGGAGCAGCCGGGAAUGGCAGAAGGUGGCAGGGGUGGGAUUUCAGGUCAUUCCAACCCAACCCCGCUCCGUGAUUCGCUCCAGCUCCUCGCUCCUUCCCCUCCUGCUUUCUCUCUUCAGCUCAAGGAUAAAACCCCUCCGCUCCCCCCUCGCUGCCUCAGCUCCGGGCGGGGGCUGCAGCCACCUGCAUCCUCUAUAAAUAGGGCUGUGAUUGCACCCGCGGCUCUGCGGCGCUCGGGAGGCGGAGGGGGAGGCUUGGAGCCGAAUUUUGGUGGAGUUUGGGGCCAUCCCAUCCCUCUGCUCCCAGCCCUGGGCAGGCUGGAUGCUCCCUGCAUCACCCAAGAGCUGAUUUCUUUCUUGUGUCAAUGAAAAGUGCCUGAAUGGGAUUUCUUUUUCCCUGAUUUUUGAAGCUGUGCUUUAAUGCCCUGCCCUGGUCCCUCUGCUCCUCCCUCAGCAGGAGCCAUUUGGGAGAUGGUAAUUAAAAAAAAAAAAAUUCAGAUUAAUUUUGCUCCUCUCCGGCAACUCAGGGACCCCGAGGAACUUCUGAUCAGCAUCGGUUUAUUUCUUCACAACAUUUCUUUUAAUACAGUGAUUUUUAGGAAAUUGUACUCUUUUUUUUUUUUGACACUUUUGACAUUUGUACAGUACAGUGUAACUCUUCCAUAAGUAAACUUCACAAAAAAGAGGAGGAAAGGAAGGGGGAAGGAGAUGGAAUCAUGGUGUGGAGGGGAAACAGAGGGAAAUCUGUAAAAUAAAGACACAGCGCUCCAGGAAAAAUAAAUAAAGGGCAGCUCUGUCAUGGCUA
Prinia subflava (tawny-flanked prinia) is the source of this 1986-nucleotide messenger RNA. Its product is annotated as mpv17-like protein 2. Gene Ontology annotation, cellular component: cytoplasm; membrane; mitochondrion. The record is from RefSeq and is a predicted model, not a curated record. The transcript has 6 exons. Bases 170 to 760 code for a protein of 196 amino acids. NCBI's taxonomy places the organism in Eukaryota, Metazoa, Chordata, Aves, Passeriformes, Cisticolidae. Gene Ontology annotation, biological process: mitochondrial ribosome assembly; cellular response to reactive oxygen species.